Molecule: messenger RNA, 7873 nt
Organism: Sus scrofa (pig)
Lineage: Eukaryota; Metazoa; Chordata; Mammalia; Artiodactyla; Suidae
Gene: TACC1
Product: transforming acidic coiled-coil containing protein 1
Biological process (GO): cerebral cortex development; mitotic spindle organization; nuclear migration
Cellular component (GO): cytoplasm
Source: RefSeq, a predicted model, not a curated record
CUCCCCACGUCGGUGAUCUCAGAGCCUGCCCUCCCCUUCCUUUCUCGGAACCGCUCCCUGAUCAGGGGCGUCAGCUUCCCAGCAGAGGUGAUGGAGCCACUGUAGCAGGUGGUGCCAAUGGGAGAGAGGAGACCCGGGGACCACCGCCUACGAGGAGCCGGAGCUGGAGGAGCCGCGCUCAUGGCGUUCAGCCCCUGGCAGAUCCUGUCCCCCGUGCAGUGGGCGAAAUGGACAUGGUCCGCGGUGCGCGGCGGGGGCGCCGGAGGGGACGAGGCCGGAGGGUCGGAGGGCGACCCCGAGGAGGAGGACUCGCAAGCCGAGACCAAAUCCUUGAGUUUCAGCUCGGAUUCUGAAGGUAAUUUUGAGACCCCUGAAGCUGAAACGCCCAUCAGAUCACCUCUCAAAGAAUCCUGUGAUUCACAGCUGGGACUGGCAGGCCCAGGGGCCAAAACCCAAGAUUCACAAGAAGUGGACGAACAUCUGGUGGCAGAAGUGGUAGAAAAAUUUUCAACAGAGGCUUGUUCUAGACCCUCGGAACACGAGGUGGCUCCACGGGCUGCUGCAGACUCUUCCCCCAUCAAGGAUCUCAGAGAAGAACCUGAACACGAUGUUAGCAAAAUCUCAAUAGUGAGGCCAUUUUCCAUAGAAACCAAGAAGCCCACAGAUGUCCUGGCAGCGCUUGGAACAAAAGCAGCUCAUGGCAGCACCCCUGCUGUCUUAGGCGAGGCGGCAGCCCCCCGCUCAGUGGGUGGCACCCAGGACAAGGCGAUGACAGAGGACAAUGUGGGGGUCACGCUGGGGGCUUCCACGGAGGUCGACCUGAAGACGGGGAGCACAGGCCCGGAGCCCGCAGUUGGCAGAAGCAGGCUGAGGAAGCCCAAGCCCGUACCCCUGAGGAAGAAGGCAAUUGGCAGCGAGUUCUUGGGUUCCGACCUGGCUCUGGAGGGCACGCACCUCCCCAGGCCGUCCUGCCGGUUCGGUCCUGAUGAGGUGGCUGAGAAUUCCAGCCCUUCCCGACUAGGAGUUGCCAGGAUCCAGAAACAUCCCCCUGCAGUUAAGGAGAGGCCAGGCGUCCCUAGUAGUGACACCAACGACUCAGGGUUUGAGGUGCUUGAGGAGGCAAGGGGCUCACCUCUGAGGCUCCAGUUGGAUUUCGCAGAAGACGUGGAAGAUGCAGAGUCCAGGGAAUCCCUCCCGCAAAAACUGGGCAGGAAGCUGGGGAACAGACUGACCCCCGAGGUCAGGAAAGACUGCUCUGGGGAGCCAGUGGGUGCCAAAGAUUUGGAGUUGCUUCCAGGCCUGGCUGCAGAGGAUGCUCCCGGCCUCCGAGACUCUCCGCCGUUGGACCCCCAUCCCUGGGAAAGCCCUGGCCUUGGUCCCUUUGGAAGCCCCUCCAUCCUGCAGCACUGCCCCCCGCUCCCCUCUCAGGGCUCCUACUGCUUCGACCAGGAUGACAUUGACGAAUCCCUGGAUCCCUUUAAACCCACUCUGACUUUAACAGGCAGUGACUUUGUGUCUCCUGCCGGUAAUCAUAUCAGUGAAAUCUUAGAGUCACCCAAGAAGCCAAAGUCACGUUUAAUAACGACCUCUGAACAAGUGAAAUUUCUCUGUUUUCUGUUGAGUGGCUGUAAGGUGAAGAAAUAUGAAGCCCAGUCUCUUGCUUUGGAUGGGUGUUCUCAGGAUGAAGGAGCAGUGAUCUCCCAGAUUUCUGACAUUUCCAACAGGGAUGGCCACGCAACAGAUGAGGAGAAGCUGGCGUCCACGACCUGCGGUCAGAAACCCACCGGGGCCGAGGGGAAAGGUGAGCCAGAGGAAGACCUGGAGUACUUUGACUGUUCCCAUGUUCCCGUGUCUGCCAUAAAUCAUACGUUUUCAUCCUCAGAAGCAGGCAUGGAGAAAGAGAUGAGCCUGAAGAUGGAGAAGGAUGGAUCCACCAUGCCCGGAACCUUGGAGGCCCCGAUGGAGAAGGCUCCUGUGUCCGUGGCCUGCGGAGGGGAGAGCCCCCUGGACGGCAUCUGCCUCAGUGAAUCAGACAAGACCGCCGUGCUCACCCUGAUCAGAGAAGAGAUAAUCACUAAAGAGAUUGAAGCAAAUGAAUGGAAGAAAAAAUAUGAAGAAACCCGACAAGAAGUCUUGGAGAUGAGGAAAAUUGUGGCCGAGUAUGAGAAGACCAUUGCCCAAAUGAUCGAAGAUGAACAGAGGGCGAGUAUGACCUCCCAGAAGAGCUUCCAGCAGCUGAGCAUGGAGAAGGAGCAGGCGCUGGCCGACCUCAACUCCGUGGAGAGGUCCCUCUCCGACCUCUUCAGGCGAUAUGAGAACCUGAAAGGCGUCCUGGAGGGGUUCAAGAAGAAUGAAGAAGCCUUGAAAAAAUGUGCUCAGGAUUACUUAGCCAGAGUUAAACAAGAGGAGCAGCGGUACCAGGCCCUGAAAAUCCAUGCGGAAGAAAAACUAGACAAAGCCAAUGAAGAGAUUGCUCAGGUUCGAACAAAAGCCAAGGCUGAGAGCGCUGCUCUGCAUGCGGGGCUCCGGAAAGAGCAGAUGAAGGUGGAGUCCCUGGAGAGGGCCCUGCAGCAGAAGAACCAAGAAAUCGAAGAACUGACGAAAAUCUGUGAUGAGCUGAUUGCAAAGCUGGGAAAGACAGACUGAGUACCCCGGUUAGCUCAGCAGAUCUGCAUUUGGCUGCUUCUCUCGUGACCAUGAUUAUCUUGCCUUAUCCAGGAAUAAUUGCCCCUUUGCAGAGAAGAGAAAAAAAAGAAAAAAAAAAAAAAAAAAAAACUUCACGAAAGCACAUGCCUACUGCUGCCUGUCCCGCUUUGCUUUUGAAGCAACAGCCCGGAGGGAGCUCUGGAGUUUGCACAACCACCAAAGGAGGGGCUCGCCUGGCCAUCCCGUCUCGGUUAGACGGGCUGCCAAGGCCACUGGGAGUUCUCCAUCUUUAGUUGGAUUUAAAGUUGUCUUUACUUUCCCCAAGUGCAUUCAGUUUAUGAGUUUGUGGCCACCUUUGGGACCCUCUCCUGUCCACCACCUGAUUUUUUUUUUAAUUCAUCUUUUAAAUUUCAUUCUCAGUAUGAGUGGUUUUAUUUGAGGAGAUAAAUUGGCUUCUUGUUACUUCCAGCUUAUAGGCAAGAAGGGACUCUGAUACCCAUUUAUGCACACGCUCACACACACAUACAAGCAAGCUCUCACACAGGUGCACACACUCACGCGCAUACACACGCUCACGCGCACACGCUCACACAUACACAUAUAUGCUCUCACACAGGCGCACAUGCUCUCUCUCUCUCUCACACACACACACGUGUUUAUUUGUGCUGCUGGGUCUUCUCCCCUAAAGCAUAGUCAGAUAAGACCAUCUCUAGAGAAAAGCGUGUUUCCAUAAAUGUAAAACCCUAUUUUGAAACAGAGUCCUGGCUCAGAAGGCUAACUUCAGAAUUUGGGGGUUGGAGCUGUGAGGCCCUGAGACUUGGUACCUGGUGUGACUUGUCACCUCAGACUCAGGUGACAUGUUGAGGGAGCCUGUUGGCCCACAUGUCCUGUCACCCCAGUACUGGGACGCUCCUCAGCCUGGAUGUGUAGCCCCUUUGGGGUUAGACGGCCAAGCCAGAGUGACUGGCUUUCUGGACCGUGGUUCCCUCACAGCUGGGGUCUGGCAAGUCUGUCCUGGAGCCAUCUGUCUCCUUUUGUUGCUACAAAAUCAACAUUCACUCUCUCUUUAUAUUUCUAUUUGAAAUAGGCAAAGAAAACCUCCUCAUUUAAGGUUUAGAUGGAUCUGUCUUAUGACCCCACUAGCAAUUAUGAGGUGAAGCAAUGGUUGGAUUUUUGCAAAUGUGAUGCAUUAUUCUUCAGGUUUUAGUUUUUUGGGUUUUUUUUCUUUUCAAAGGCCAAAAAAAAAAAAAAAAAAAAAUCCUUUCAAACUCAGUAGAAUUUGUAACAAAAACAGGCAGGAAAAAAUUCAUGUGAACCACUCCAAAAAUUGGCACAUUUUGAAUAUUUUUAAGCCAAGGCUAUUUGAGUACUGAGGAAGGUGGGUGCAGUGAGCAGCAACCCCACCCCCUACCAAACCAAAUUCUUCUAGCUGUUCUCAGACUCCCAUUCAGAGUGGCGGGGACCCUUGACCCCGGAAUGGAGAUUUCCCGUCUACCCAGUGUACCCUCCCAUUUGACAGGCAAAACCAAAUCCACGCAGGUGUUUUCAAGCACUCUUUUGUCUUAAUCCGAACACCCUGACCGUCUUCAUGGUGAUAAGCGCUAUCUUCGGUACACGUAAGUUCUCGUACUUUUCUCGUGAACUAUUGCAUGAUCCACCUUCAGCAAUGACCUGUGCCUAGUGGAGACCCUCCGUAGCUCUUUAAAGGUGACCUUUUUUCUUUAGCCUGUGCUAUUCACACGGGUGCAAUCUUUAGCCCCAGGGAGGUCAGUAAAGUCUUUUGAAGCCAGAAGUCCCGUUUUUUUUCCCCCUAUAUGCAUUUAUCCUAAUUGGUGCUUAGGCUGUAUUUUAAAGCCUGUUGUCUUAACAUUUUAUAUGAGGAAAAAAAAAAAAGAACCACAGACAUGUUCUGUGUUUGGAGAAGUGACUUGACAAUCAUUUGGGCCUUGAAAGCAGUCCCCAUGGCUUGAUUACGAAUGCCGUCAUAGGGAUCUUGGAGGAACAGGUGUCUCCCGGUGGGGUCACCAGCGGCCUCUUUAAACCCUAGAGAAACUUAACUUGGCGUUUUGCAGGGGGGGAAAAAAAAAAAAAACGUUGCUAAACCUUUUCGCUGCUGGGUUUUGGUGACAUAAUCCACGUGUUUUCUAUUUCUCUGUUGGACGCAUGAAAGGCUUAUAGUGGUCUCUGUUACAAACCCUUAGUCCCGUUUUUAGGCUUCUUGUGUAUUGAAAAAAGUAGCUGUGUGUUGAAACACAAGGUGAUGACAAUCCUUCCUGAGCACACUGGUGCGACGAGACCCCUGAUAAAACUAGAAUAAACAGAAUAAAGUUGCGGCACAAGGAAAAUGAAAAGGCCCACAUUAAGUAAGUCGUUGCCACUGGCCCCUCAGCCAUGACCAUUACAAGGAAAUGAUUCUCCUCCUAAUUUAAUGUGCGGAUAUCCUCCAACAAGAAGAAAAAUGUAGCUUAUACAGCUGGCACAUCAAGAGAGUAUACUAGGCAGAAAGAAGUAUGUUUAUUUUAAAAAAUAAUAAGGGAAAAAAACCUUAUUGCUCUGGAGUGUAAGAACAUAGCUUCCAGUUUUGCUUCAAAACAUGGGCAGGCCAAAUUACUCAUGACUUGGGCAGUAAUACACCCAGUGACAGACAUGAAGGAGGGUGAGGAAGCUGCUGGCCUGGGUGGUGGUUUAGGAGCUGAAAGUGGUCUUGUCAGGGCUCUGAAUCCAGAGCCAUGACUCUUAAGUUUUUGACUUUGCCAAAGUGUAGCUAGAACAUCUUUACCUAAAACUGUUUUAAUCAGGGAGUUCCCAUUGUGGCUCAUUGGGUUAAGAACCUGACUAGUAUCCAAGAGGAUGUAGGUUCGAUCCCUGACCUUGCUCAGUGGGUUAAGAAUCUGGUGUUGCCGUGGCUGUGGCGUAGGCCUGGCAGCUGCAGCUCCGAUUCACACCCUGGCCUGGGAACUUCCAUAUGCUGCAGGUGCAGCCAUAAAAUUGUUUUUUAAAGACCAAAAAAAAAAAAAAAAAAAGUUUUAAUCAGAAGAUUUAAUGUAAGAUGGACAAACUGCAGUUUGUCCCUUGGUCAGCCAGUCAUUGACAGUCAAGCCACCCCAAAUUUAAUUUAUUUGGAGACGCUUCUAGCAGGUGGUGGGUGACCUGCCCAAACCUUCUGUAAGACCGUUCUGGCAACACUGAGAAACCCAAUUGGCUGGCGUGGAUUCUGGCAUCUUCAGGUCCAGCCCAAGUUAGGAAGUGAGGAGCACCUGAGGGUAAAUAAAACCCUGAGGACCUGGUAGCCUUCCAGAAUGAUCCAGAACCCAGGGGAAGACUGACGAUUCCUUUUGGGGGUCUGACUUCAGUUGACUCUUUCUUCAGCCAGUUGCCCUUUCUUGCCUGUUCCACGCUUUCUGCAGCUCUCACACACAUACUUAGCUAUUUUUUAGGUAGCUUCGAAUUCGUGCUAAUGACACCCUGGGAGGGUCAAGUGCCGCAAAUGUUCCUGGGCUGCCUCUGUGCAGCCGGAGUGAAGCACUCCUUUGGACAAAAGGCAACAGAGGACCUGGUGGCUUUGACCCUCCGAGUGGAAUUGUAAAGAGCAGGAAGUUAGGUCUGUGUGCAUGAGCUGGGAGCAUUCAGCACAUUUUUUUUUUUUUUUUUAAAGUGGAGUAGAGACUCUAAAUUUCCCCUUUCUUUUCGUUUUGUUUUGUUUUUUUUUUUUGCUGCAGUGGGGAGCCCUCUCCAUCAUGAACUGUCCACAGCUGCUAUCUCUUCUUUGUAGUUUUGAGACCGGGCAAGCUUGCUCGCAGACUCAGAUGGUUUCUCACUGUAUCCUCUUGUUGGGAAGAGAGAAAUUCGGUGUGGAAGGAGAAAAUGAUUCAGGCAAAGCAUUUGUAAGGCAGAGAUGUAAAUAUUUUGAAGAAUUUAGAAGAUAGCAGAUUAUUAUUUGCUUAUAAAAGAACAGCUAUAAUCUGGGCGUCCCAGAAUGUCAAGCCAAAGGUCUAGAAAGUCAUCUUCUUCAAAGAUUUUAAUAAGGAAGUAUUCUCAGGAGACUUCUGUCCAAAAAAGUGUUUGGCUGGCCUCCAGGUUCCCGUGAUUUUUAAGGAAGCAAUUUAUCACUUAAACCUUGAGUCUCCCAUGUAGUAAAGGCAGAGGAAUGGAUGUAAUAGAUGCUUCUAAGGAUCUCCUGUGGAAGGUGAUGGGAACAGCCUUUCCAGGGAAGAUCACUCCUAGUGUCCAGAGCUAGCAUUCUGGAGACUAAAGAUUGCACUUUUCCUAGUUUUUCGUCCAAAUGCAAUCCCAUUUCUGUGCCUCUUAGCAUGCAGUUAGAUUCCAACAAACAAGAUUCCUAAGGAAUGACUAUUAACUAUAACGUGGUUACAGCUAUCACACACAAACACACACACACACACACACACACACACACCCUUGUUAUAAUUGUACUUCAGAGAUGCUGCGUGUGAUGCUGGCCCAUGGCAGCCUGUCUGAUGCUGUAACUCAGUUGGUGGAGGCCAGGCCUGGAGCUGAAGUGUGGCCUGAACCUUCCCCAUAUCCAUUCGUCACUUUAGAACUGUAAAGACGCCACUUUCUCCUCCUUUGCCCCUUAGUGGUAUCUGAAACAUGCUCCCCAAAGCAAUUUCCUAGUCACAUUGUUAACCAGUACUCUACGAAUAAUUUUCAAGUGGGCAUACAAAAACGUGAAAUGGGAAACCACCAUUCAUCCCAUCCGCCCCCAUAACCCCGCCGUCACCCCAUCCUCCACCCCCAUCCCAAUGCAGGGCAACCUGCAGGUUACACACCCUCAGCCUCAGCCCUGGUCCUUCCUGGCAGUGGGACAGGAUCCAGACCUUUCCUUUAAACCUCAGAGGUAGCAGCAACCUUUUUGGUGUUGAUUUUAGCAAGUGUGUGUUUGCCAGUAGAGACCCAUGUGUACUAACGUGCCAAUGAGUAAAUGUUGACUAAUUGCACAUCUGCUUCCACUGUGUCCCCACGGGCGCUGUGAGGCUCGUGAGCAGCCUCUUCCGGGGGAAUGUAACGCUGCAUUGACUACUGCUAUCAGGAUUGUGUUGUGUGGAAUAAUCAUCUACAUAAAUUUUAUAUGCACAAGUAAUUUCCCUUUUAUAUGUCAGGUAAAUAUUUGUAAAAGUUAUACUCACACAAAUGAAAUUAUUAUAAUGAUUACUAAUAUAUUUUUUCCAUGUUUCAUUGCCUGAAUAAAAACUGUUUACCACUGUUA